Messenger RNA from Pygocentrus nattereri (red-bellied piranha), 4717 nucleotides. RefSeq names its product carbohydrate (N-acetylgalactosamine 4-sulfate 6-O) sulfotransferase 15 (gene chst15a). The record is from RefSeq and is a predicted model, not a curated record. Gene Ontology annotation, biological process: hexose biosynthetic process. NCBI's taxonomy places the organism in Eukaryota, Metazoa, Chordata, Actinopteri, Characiformes, Serrasalmidae. The transcript is spliced from 8 exons. The coding region runs from base 539 to 2095 and encodes 518 amino acids. Gene Ontology annotation, molecular function: N-acetylgalactosamine 4-sulfate 6-O-sulfotransferase activity.
GAGAGUGGUAGAGAGAGGUUAGCGCUGUGAGCAGUAGAGGGGAGCCGCUGUCUGAAGCGGAGUCCGUUGGAAACUUUGGUACCGCGAGCGCAGCGGCACGCGCGGAGUUCGACUUACCGGUUAGCGGAUGUCUGACGGAGCGAGAGGAGGAAACGCGGUUUCUGAGGAACACGCUGCGCUGUCAUCAUAGCUGCCGUGAGCGUGACCUCAACCAACAACAUCUGGCGAGUGUGUGCGGAGACGUGCCACACAAAGUGGGAUUCGUCUGAGUUCUGAGGAGAAUUCGCCGUCACCAACCUGCCCACUCAUUCCAUAAAGCCUCUCCACUACCCACAGACAUCCCACAAACAAUGGCUUAAAGGCCGCAGGGACGACCCCUGCUGAAAGAGCGAUGAGCUAAUAUCAGUGGGAGUGUAUUUUUCUGGUACUUUUUCCAGGAGUGCCCUGGAUUGGAUUAGUCCUGUUUUCCACAAUUUAAAGCUCAAUGGAAGCUUCUUGGCGACCAGAAAGCUUAUGGUAGGCAUCAGGAGAGACCACAAUGGACUACAAAUAUGGCCUUCUUACCGGUGCUGUGGAUGAGGUAGAGAACUACAAAAGAAAAUCCGUCCUCGGAGACGGAUGGUUGAGCCUGCUGACCACAGUGGAAGACAGCAAGGGUCUGUGCCAGCCAUGGGGACCCCAGAACCUCGGGUUCUUACGCAAGGCCAAGGUCUUAAGCUUCCUGUUCUGUCUUGUAGCCACAUUCUUCAUCAUGGCUUCCUAUGUCCUGACGCGAGGCCAGAAAGGACUGCAACUUACACCUUCGCCAUAUCACUUCAGGGUGAUGUCCCAGUCCUCAAACCUGUCCUCAGGGAGGGAUUAUGCUGGCGUGAAGGAAGUGGUGAGGAACAUCGUGGCCAAAGUGGAGUUCCAUCAAAGAAAAGUGCCGGAGUUAAUGGAGCUGAGGGAGAGAGAAGCUCACAUUUUCUCUGCAAUCCCUCGUAAAUUCCUUCCCUACCUCAAGAAUCCCUGCUGGUAUGAGGAAUACACCGGGAACAGCACAGUAGACCCAUAUGGGCAGAACUUGUAUGCCCUUUACUCCAAACGCUUCCAGGUUGUAUACAACCACCUACGCAGUGCUUUUCAGGAGCAUCUCCACCAUGAGGCAGGCAGACUCUACCGCCUCCGCUGCCUACCCUACUUCUACAUCAUAGGGCAGCCCAAGUGUGGCACCACAGAUCUCUACGAUCGGCUUCGGCUGCACCCACAGGUCCAGUUCACCACCAUGAAGGAGCCACACUGGUGGACGAGGAAGAGGUUUGGUAUUAUCAGGUUGAGCGAGGGUUUCCACAGCCCAUAUCCACUGAAAGACUACCUGGACCUGUUUGAUCAGGCAGCUUAUCAGAUUCAGGAUCUGCUGGGCAGUUCCUCUAGAAGAAACAGCAAGACAGACAUCAUAAUUGGGGAGGCCAGCGCGUCCACUAUGUGGGACAACAACGCAUGGGUUUAUUUCUAUGACAACGGAACAGGGAUGGAGCCUCCUUGUCUGGUGCAGGACUUUAUCCAUGCAGUCCAGCCAGAUGCUAAGUUCAUAGUGAUGCUCAGAGAUCCUGUAGAAAGGCUUUAUUCAGACUAUCUGUACUUCGGCAUGGCCAACAAGACAGUGGAGGACUUCCAUGAGCGCGUCUCUGAGUCCUUGCAGCUCUUUGAAGUCUGUCUGGCUGAGAGAUCCAUGCGAUCCUGUGUCUACAACACUACCCUCAACAAUGCCAUGCCUGUGAGGCUGCAGGUGGGGCUGUACGUGGUCUAUCUGCUCGACUGGCUGAGCGUCUUUAGCCGAGACCAGAUUCUAGUUCUGCGACUGGAGGAUCACGCCGCCAGCAGGAAACACACCAUGCACAAAGUCUUUGACUUCCUAGAAUUAGGACCGCUCACCCAGCAGAAGGAAGCAGACAUCACUAAAAGCCCAGCGUCCAACACCAGGAGGCCAGCCAAUCGGAAUCUGGGCCCCAUGCUGCCCGUAACAAGGGAGAUCUUACAGAGCUUCUAUGGACCCUUCAACCAGAGACUGGCCCAGGUUCUCCGUGACCCAGCCUUUCUGUGGACGCAGUCGUAGCGACCACUCUGCCGAAUGUGAAAAUUGCCAGAACUGCCUGGCAAUUUUCUGUUUCACAGAAAAAAGCCACUUUUUGGUUGACUAGGACUUCGUCUGGUCCACCUGUGGACAAGCUAAAUCAGGGGGAAAUUUUCACAAAGAGAGUUUUUUUAUUGUUGGAAAUUACAGCCACUUCUUCUAUCUGUAUGACUCUAUCUUGGCUGGUCCAGAGAGUGACACUUGGUACAUUGCACUUUUACCCCGGAGCAGGAUUCUGCACGAGAGUCAGUUUCACAUCCGCAGACACUUUGACCAAGUGCGUGACGAUGAGGCCGUCAUCGAUGGAGAGUUCACUCAGCGAGCAGCUGGUUACAGCAAAAUCCUGAGGGACCAAGGGAAAGAACAGAGUAGACAGCCGUUCUCACUCGCCUCAUAUGAGCGGUCAGGGACUUGCUUUUUAUCUGAUUCGCAAACUGCCAAAAUCCAUCCUCUAAUAUUUGCUUUCCCAAAGCGAGUCGGCCGUGCACAGGCUUUGAAAGACAAGGAAAUGAAGGGUGAGUAUGUUGGCAGAUGGUUGGCAAGAUACAAUUCAUCCGUAAUGGAGUAUAUAGAGUGCCUUGUAAAAGUAUUCAACCCUCUCAGAAGUCAUCAGAUUUGUGUGGUUGGACAAAUGACACUUGCUCCAGGCAAUAUUGCAAACCAAUAUGCUCCUAAAUUUUCAAGCCAACAUUCAUUAUUUGUUAGCAUAUCCAAAAAAAAAAAAUGAUGCUUAUAUUUUUGCAAAUAUUCAACCCUUCACGUUUUCAUCAGCUUUGUACUGAGCUCCUAAGGAGCCGUGGUUAAAACAAACAAAAAAAAAUGUUAAUGACUUUGCGUUCCUUCGCAGGUGUUUCGCAUUAAAACGUAAUGGUUUGCAUUCGCUUGCAACAUCUACAAAUGCUGCAAAAGAUUAAUCAACAGAUUUAUAAACAAGGAAUGUAACAGUAACAGAGUUGAGAGUUGAGUAGACAGAAAGCUCAUUCUGUUCAUUCUGGCUUUAUUGAUGUUCAAUAAUAAUUCAGCUUCUGGUUACCUCAAACGUGGCAACGGACUCGGCUGGUCCUAGCAAAAAAUGCUCAAGUCCACCUUACCCCAAGGCUGAGACAAGGCCAUGAGGUCGAGACAGAGACCGCAAGUUUAUGGUCUCAAGACCAAGACCAGCCCCAAGUACUAGAACACUACUUGCCACAGAUUCUGGAUUGGACUGAGAUCUGGACUUUGACUUGGUCACAGUGAAAAAGUUUUGCAUGACGACGCAAAGGUUUGCAUUCGCUUGCAAAAGCUGUGCUUUGAGCUCAGACAUGGAGCAGCUCAUUGAAUUUUAUGUUGAUCUUGGAUUGAAAUAUAAAGACAUAGUGUCGCUUCUCAAAAUCAAACAUGAUUCUGCGGUUAGUGACUGAAACUGAAACUGAGACUGAAACUGAAACUGAGACCUCGUACAGUAAAAGCUACAUUUACAAAGACCUGCAGAGAACUGCUGAAUAAACUAAGCACAGACUGGCCAACCUGGGCAAACAGCAUCUAACGUUAGCUAUGGUAAAAACAAAGCUCUAAUGUAGGUAAUGUCGUUGGGCAGCUCUGCUCCUACGUUUGCUUGCUGUCUGAUGAGUAUAUGUUUCGCAAGGGAACGCAAUUUUAAUUUAUUUUUUUGUUUUGUUUUACCUCGGCCCCUUAGGGUUUCCGUAGCUUUCCACAGUUUUUCGAGAGUGGCAGGAUUUUCAUUUCUGCAGGUUGGCUGGAAGGCACUUGACCACCAAUGUUGUGGUCCAAGCUGCUUGGUCCGAUUCCGAGCUGAGACGAGAUCCAGAACACGUCGAGUCUGAGUCAUAACCAAGACACUUAGUAGUCGAGUCCAUGAGACAGAGGCCGCUAGUUUAUGGUCUCGAGACCAAGACCAGCCCCGAGUGCUACAACACUACUUGCCACAGAUUCUGGAUUGGACUGAGAUCUGGACUUUGACUCGGUCACAGUGAAACAUUGACUUGCUGGUUGUUCAUCCACUCCCGUGUUGCUUUGCUCUUGUGCUUGUGGUCACUGUCCUGCUGAAAGUUUCUUACUAUCUUUAGUUUUUUAGCUGAUGCAAAUCCUGCAGUAUAUCCCUGUAUAUUGCACCAUUCAUUCGUCCUUCAAAUUUAACUAGAUUCCCAGUUCUUGUUGAGGAAAAAUAACUUAAUUCCUCAUAACGUAAUGCUGCCACCCCUAUACUUCACUGUUGGGAUGGUGUUUGCUGAGGAAUGGACAGUGUUUAGUUUGUGCAGUACAUAGCAUUUUGAAUUUUGACCAAAAGAGACUUUUAUACUGAAAAGGUGAACUUUUUUUCACCAAUGAUUCAUUAGUAGAGGCCAAUUGUGAUCCAACUAUGUCCUCAAUAGGGAAGUAUCUUUCAGCAGGUUAAAUCUGGAGCUUCCACAGCACAGGGGCUGAAUUCAAACAGCACUUUUCAGAACAGAAUUUCCAACCAUUUGUCACGGUGUUGGCUCACUGUGGAAUUAGACCUCCGCAUUUAACCCAUCUGUGCAGUGAAACACCCACAUACAUGCACACUAGUGAACACACACACUAGGGAGCAGUGGGCAGCCCUAUCCACAGUGCCCAGUGAGCAGU